Molecule: messenger RNA, 2352 nt
Organism: Pseudoliparis swirei
Lineage: Eukaryota; Metazoa; Chordata; Actinopteri; Perciformes; Liparidae
Product: E3 SUMO-protein ligase ZBED1-like
Exons: 2
Coding region: 11-2056 (681 amino acids)
Molecular function (GO): DNA binding; protein dimerization activity
Source: RefSeq, a predicted model, not a curated record
UCAGCCAACAAUGAAGCGCACGAGCCGGAGACGGAGCUCCGUGUGGGACUGUUUUGAACAAGUGGGCAACUUCGUCCGCUGCAUGAAAUGCGACGCCACGCUGAAGUACUGCGGCGGAGCCACCAGCUCCAUGAUGAGCCACAUGAGCCGGCAGCACCCGCCGUCGGACGAGGACGAGAAGCCGGUGAUCUGCACCGUGCAGUGCACCGAGGAGGAGGAGCGGAGUGCCGCUCAUCCGGACGCGGCGCAGGUCGCCGUCAUGUCCCCCAACGUCAGCGCCACGACCGCCCUCUCCGAGCGGGACUUCGGGGAGAAGAAGCGCCUGAAGAGGAGCUCGGUGUGGGACAUCUUCAUCAAAGUAGACGACGAGGUGCACUGCACGAUGUGCGACACGAAGCUCAAGUACAGGAGCAGCACCACCAGCAUGAUGUACCACAUCAAGAACAAGCACCCCGACACGACGCCCACGGACGGCGGGUCGGGGGCGACGCACGCAGAGGUCACUGAACUCAUCUCCAGGAUGAUCGAGAAGGACAUGCUUCCCAUGGACGUGGUUAGCGGCGAUGGUUUUCGUGAGCUCCUCGCACAAACCGUGCCCAAUUAUAAAAUCCCGUCAGCCGCUGCGAUCAGACGCCUCGUCGAAGGCCACUUCCAAGAGAAGGUGGAGGAGCUGGUUGUGCAGCUGGGUAAAGUGGAGAAAGUGGCGCUCACCGCCGACUUGUGGACGGCCCUCCCAUCCCAGAGGUACAUGACGGUGUUCUGUUCGUUCAUCACGGAGGACUGGCAGGGGAGGUCGGCCGUGCUGCAGACGCACACGCUGCCGCCGCUGGAGAGCCACGCGACGACAGACGGCGUCGCGGAGAGGCUUCUGACCACGGUGCAGGCCUGGGGCAUUGCUGGGAAAGUGACCGCGUGCGUUCAUAACGCGCGGGACGUCUCGCCGCCCCGCGCGCUCGUCCGCGUCGCCUGGGACUACGCCGCUUGCUUCGCCACGACGCUGCAGCGAGCGGUCAGCGACGGGCUGAGCGAGGAUCUCGUCCACAUCGUUGUCGCCGCAGGGAAACUGGUCAAGCACUUCAACCGCAGUUCGCUGGCGAGUCAAGCCUUGGAGCAGAAGCGAGUUCAGAUGUGCUUGCCGCAGCACAAGCUUAUCGAGUCGUGCACAGCUAGAUGGGACACCAUCUGCGAUAUGUUUGAACGGUUACUAGAGCAACGGUGGGCAAUCAAAGCUGUGCUCUCUGAUCGCACAGUCACCAACAAACAGGAAGCCCAAACCCUUGAGAUUGAAGAUGAUUGCUGGCAAAUAAUUGAGAAUUUCACGCCUGUGUUGGCAACGCUGAAGUGGGCAACAACCAUCAUAUCUGCAGAAACAGAAGUGUCCAUUUCAAACAUUUACCCAAUCACAUUCAGCCUCAUUCAGACCCACCUUGGUCCAAAAGAGAACGAUGUUGAACAAGUCUCUGAGUUCAAGCUGAAAGUUCAGGAUUCACUAAGAAAUCACAUGGAGGUCGACUCUCAUGACCUCGCCUCCAAACCGGCUCUGAUUGCCUCGAUGCUGGACCCCCGUCACAAACAUCUCAGUUUCCUGACACCAACAGGAAGACUGGCUGCAAAGGUUAAACUGCACGAACUGGUUUCAAAACUAGACGGGAUGACGACUACAGUGGGCCCAAAGGAUGAACCGCAGGAGAUCCAGGUCACGCCCGAUGUCAGCCAGGUGGCAAUGCCCUCACGACUGAGAAGUGACACCAAGAACACCAUGAUGUUGCUCCUAGGAGACAACUACAGUUCCUACUACGCCACAGACUCUGAAGCGCAGGUAGAUUACUACUUGAGAGACAUCGCACCGUCACUGGACAUAAACCCUCUUGAAUGGUGGAGGCUAAACGGACCAAGAUUCCCCAAAUUGGCCACUCUGGCGAGGCACUAUUUGUGUGUACCCGGGGUAUCGCUGCCGACUUUAUUGUCAGAGGCUGGACAAACAUUUGCAACAAUGCGAACGAGAAUGAGCCCAGAGCAUGUCGACAUGAUGAUCUUUGUAAACAGAAAUGCAUAACUUGUAUGAUAGACGUUCACUCUGACUUCCCAUACCAACAAUAAUAGGAAAAGAUAAAGGGUUACUGAGAGGAGCGAGAGGCGGUAGGUGCAGGUCAGGUGGACACCUUGAUUGGACGUGACAAGAAAGAGGGUGAGGAAGAUGGCAGCUACUCUUCCACUGUUGACGUGUGGCAUAUGCUGAUGUGAAUACCAUUUUUUAUUUUAUUUUAAAAUCAACAAAAAGCUGAGCUGCUGUCAACUAUACCUAAAUGUAGUUUUCAACAUUAAAACACAGGGAUUUGCCUCAACACCUGA